CAGUACUUCGGUCGAAUUGACCUUCAGGCAAUACGACGCCACAUAUACGUCUUUUAAAGCAUAUAAGGACAGAGAUACUGAUGUGGUUGAUGGCCUCUAUCCACUACGAGCCACGCUAUUCCAUACUGUCUGACAUACGACAUGCGUCUUCUCGCUCCAUCUCUGCUCUUUUCAGCUGCAGUAGCAUCGCCUCUGAUUGAGCGUGCAGCUAAGCCUAUUUAUUGGCUUCUUGCAGGAGACUCGACGACGGCACCUGGUGGUGGCUGGGGAGAUGGUUUCUUGAGCACGACCGUCGCUUCAGGUUCCACUGGUCACAACUAUGGACACAGCGGUGCUACGACUGCUUCAUUCCGUGCGGGCGGCGACUGGGGCAAGGUCAUCACGGAUAUCGGGACAUACAAGUCCAAAUACGAUGUUUACACUACGAUUCAAUUCGGCCACAACGACCAGAAGGAGACCUCCGGCGUCACUCUCGACCAAUACAAAGCGAAUCUAUUGAAGUUCGCUCAGGAAGUCACCAGCGCGGGCGGUCAACCCAUCCUCGUAACUCCCUUGACUCGCCGCAACUUUCAGUCAGAUGGCAAAGUGCUCGAGAACCUUGCGACGCAGCGCAACAUCACCAUACAGGUUGCUACUUCGAACAACAUCAAAUGGAUUGACCUCAACAUUGCGAGCGAGAACUACGUCAACGCUAUUGGCAAGACUGCAGCGAGCCAGUACAAUCUUGCUUCCAAUGACUGGACCCAUUUGAACACAUGGGGUGGUGUCGUGUUCGCAAGGAUUGUGAGCGACCUACUCGUUGAGAAGUACCCUUCGAACUUUCAGGCCUACACUAAGCCAAACGCGACGUUAAGUGCGUUGAUCAAGGCUGGAAAGCCUGCGUAGAAGACUGGAAAAGCAUGUAAUCAGCAAAUGGACAAUACAAAUUAUGAUGCACUUCCUACCCAUUUCACAAG
Messenger RNA from Paraphaeosphaeria sporulosa, 956 nucleotides. Its product is annotated as SGNH hydrolase. The coding region runs from base 142 to 885 and encodes 247 amino acids. The record is from RefSeq and is a predicted model, not a curated record. Gene Ontology annotation, molecular function: hydrolase activity. Lineage: Eukaryota; Fungi; Ascomycota; Dothideomycetes; Pleosporales; Didymosphaeriaceae. The transcript is spliced from 2 exons.